AUGCACAUAGUCUCGACUCAAAAGCAAUUUAUCAGUUGGAGGACUUCUCUAGUGAGACCAAAAUAUGUUUCUAAAUCAUAUCAAAUUAAAAUUUAUCUGCAUUCAGCAUAUUCAUAUAAUCAUAUAGUUUAUAAUACAUUUUCUAGACAAUCACCACCUCCAUCACCGUAUAUUCCUUGGCGAGUUUUAUUCGAAACUCAACAACAAAAUCCAUACAAGUCUCAAUCAACUCAUGGUUGGUAUCCAUCUUGUUCAAUGUUUAAUCAUUCUUGUUUACCUAAUUGUUUAUGGUAUUUAAUUGGUGAUUAUUUAUUUAUAUAUGUAUGUUCAUCAAAUGUUCGACAAGGUGAUGAAUUAACAAUAUCUUAUUGUCCAUUAUGGAUAUCAUCAAUAAAUGAACGUACAAAUCAACUUCGUCAAUAUGGUAUAACAUCAUGUCAAUGUUCAUUAUGUUUAUAUGAUCGAUCAUUAAUAAAUGAAUAUGAAAAUGAAUUAAAAAAAUUUUCAAAUAUACGUGCAUUAGCACGACAAAAUGAUAUUUCAAAUAUAAAUCGUUUUAAUUAUUUAAAACAAUUACAAUGUCAUUAUGAAAAUUUAACAAAACAAUUUCAAAACCGUCCAAUAGGCUUUAUUAAUGAGUUUAUUGAUUGUGAAUAUAUUUUAUCUUAUUUUCAAAAUGAAAAUAAUGAAAAUGAUAUAACAGAUUAUUUAAAUAGUCAACAAAAUUCAUUGCUUGAACGUUUAUCAAAUGUUUGUCGUUUUACAUUACCAGAUAUAUCAAAUCCAAUUUUAUUAUUCGGCACACAAAUACAAUUACUUAUCGAUCAUAUUGAACAGUUUUAUACAUCUGAUUUAAAACAAUGGAGUCGUCUAUUUGAAUAUCUUUAUGAAAUUUAUACAUUUAAAUGCUAUUCAUCAUCGGAUGAUAUAGAAAAAACAUUACAAAAUCAAAAACAAUUAUUUAAUUAUUUUUUCCAAACACAAACUUUUCUUCAACAUCCAUUUAUAAUUAAUGAAAAAAAACUAUAA
Molecule: messenger RNA, 1029 nt
Organism: Rotaria sp. Silwood2
Lineage: Eukaryota; Metazoa; Rotifera; Eurotatoria; Philodinida; Philodinidae
Source: the annotation of a GenBank genome assembly